This is a messenger RNA of Lindgomyces ingoldianus, 954 nucleotides long. RefSeq lists its product as uncharacterized. Lineage: Eukaryota; Fungi; Ascomycota; Dothideomycetes; Pleosporales; Lindgomycetaceae. Bases 76 to 954 code for a protein of 292 amino acids. The record is from RefSeq and is a predicted model, not a curated record. The transcript is spliced from 3 exons.
CUCCUGUAUUUCUUUCAUUAAUCCUCUCCUUCGCCGGCUUGCUUCCAAUUCCUUUCUUUGCGAUUAUCAUCCACCAUGCACUCUUUUCAAAAUUUCUUCAGUGUACUUGGCUGCUGGAUCCUCGUGUUUCUUUCCGUCGUCAUUUCCUGGACGUUCAGUCCAUCUCUCCGACGUCAGGACACCAUUACAUUGAACCUCGUUUUCACCCUAUUAUAUCCUCUUAUCGCCGCUUCCUACUCAAUUUACAAAGCUUUCGAUCCCGAGAUCUUCUCGCCUGCGAACCGUGCACCAUUAGACUAUGGCCCCCACCAAGUUUCAGCUUCCGCCACCUUCGCCUCUUCAUUAGCGCUAUAUGAGACCUACGCCUUGCUCGCACCAAUCCUCAUGCUUAUAUCAGAAGCACACGACCAUUGUUACAGAUCUAUUAGCGUCUUUGCAAUUGCAGCAGUUGGCCUGUUCGGGAAGACUGUGCUCCUACUGAAGUCGCCGGAAAUCCCCUUCAAUACUUUACGACCAAUUAUCUUCAGCGAGUUAUGGGCGGUUAUGGGGUUGCUCAUGAUUAGUAUCUUGAUUGCACUUUCCUUUCAGGCCAUCCGAAAACGGCCCAUUAGAAGUUUUGGAGAGAUAAAGGAGCAGGAAAAGUGCUCAACGAUCUUAGCGAGAACACUUCACAUACCCAUAUUUUACAUUGCGUAUGCGGUGUUAGGGUACAGGGGUCUUUGGAUCUAUGAUCGGACACUCUACCAACCAUUUAAUUCCCUUUUAUUUAUUCCGGGAAGUUUUCAUUCGAUCUUAGACUUAAAACAAGGAGUGGUGUUCGGUGCUGGCAUCUUGAAUAUUGGGUGGACAUUGUACGAAGCAUUCUGGAAGAAACGGCGGGAAGUAUGUCAAGAUUGUUUGAGUUGGAAGUGGCAUAGCCUGCCUAUACUAAUUGAUUUCUUUGCGUUUUGGUAA